Messenger RNA from Tachysurus vachellii, 2146 nucleotides. It is a transcript of the gene smad7, whose product is annotated as SMAD family member 7. The transcript is spliced from 4 exons. The record is from RefSeq and is a predicted model, not a curated record. NCBI's taxonomy places the organism in Eukaryota, Metazoa, Chordata, Actinopteri, Siluriformes, Bagridae. Gene Ontology annotation, cellular component: heteromeric SMAD protein complex. Gene Ontology annotation, biological process: BMP signaling pathway; regulation of transcription by RNA polymerase II; cell differentiation. Gene Ontology annotation, molecular function: I-SMAD binding; transcription regulator inhibitor activity. The coding region runs from base 858 to 2000 and encodes 380 amino acids.
GAGAGAGAGAGAGCUUGAGCUCCUCUCUUCACUCCUGGUUCCUGAAGCGCACAGACCGCAUCGCCGUCUCUUUUGUCGCGGCUUGGAAACUUUACGCGCGGCGCUUUUUUGCUUUCCUGCUUUGUUUAUUUUUUUUCCUACUCCUUUUUUUUUUUUACAUUUUCAGGAUAAAUCCUGUACGUUGACCGGAAGACGACUGACAUUGUAUCUUUAGUCACAGUUGAUUUUGUUGAUUUUUUUUUUUUUUUUUUUACUCCCCAAAGCUCUUUGGGCUCAGACGCGGAUUUUACCGGAGCUUUUCCGACCUCUUGGAUUCGGAUCUGCUUCAAGCUCUGAACAUUAGUGUUUCCUCAGACAUGCUCGGGACACAUAGCCAUGCUGGAGGGUUCAGACUCCACCGUUAAAGCUUCACAUGGACUAUCUUGGUGGAGGAGAACGGAAAGACGCACGGACAGAAGAUCUUAAGCUCGGAUCGAGGAUGGUGUGUGGAUUUACAGCGCAGAGACACCGGCGCGACUUCAGUGUCUAACGGAAGUUUUUAUUCGUAGUGUUAGAAUUUCAACUAAAUCCUUUUUUAUAUUAAUAUCCUAUUCAAACAGAUUCGGCUGUAGAAUAUAGGCUGUUCGGGGCAGCCUGUGUGUAUAUAUAUAUAUAUAUAUUAUCUGCUGCUUAGUUUGUGGGUGGAAAACCGAAUUAAAAGACUGGCGUAUGGUACAGAUUGCCUUUGCUGCUCCCAGCUUCUGCACCGUCUCUCGGACUGCGCGGCGCUGCCUGGCCUCGGAUCCCGGGACCUACUUCAUGAUUUGCGGACGCCAUGCUCGUUCUUUAGCCGGGAGACCCUCUGCUCGUCGUCGCGCAUGUUCAGGACCAGACGGUCGGGGCUCGUCCGUCGACUCUGGAGGAGCCGCGCGCCCGUCGACGGCGACGGGGAGGAGGCGGCGGACACCGGGACGCACGGCGCGGGAGGAAGCGGAAGAGGAAACGGAAGCUUGUGCAUGGGCAAAGCGACCAAGGCCGCCGGUAAGACCGGCGGAGGCGCGAGCGCGGAGGCCGAACUAAAGGCGCUCACGCACUCGGUGCUGAAGAAGAUCAAGGAGAAGCAGCUGGAGGUGCUGCUGCAGGCCGUGGAGUCGAAGGGCGGAGCGCGGAGCCCGUGCCUCAUGCUGCCCGGCCGAGUGGACGCGUUCUCGCUCCCGCUGCUGCUCUGUAAGGUUUUCCGCUGGCCAGACCUCCGACACUGGUCACAGUUAAAGCGGUUGCCGUGCUGUGAAUCCUACGGGAAAAUCAACCCGGAGCUCGUGUGCUGCAACCCGCACCAUAUGAGCCGCCUGUGCGAGCCCGAAUCCCCUCCUCCUCCGUACUCACGAUAUCCAGUGGACUUACUGAAGUCACCCGAUUCUCCAGACUCUCUGCCUGCUUCCACUGAAACUGGGGGAACGAUACAUUCAGCCCCUGUGGGGUUUUCAGAUUCCCAAGGUGUUCAAGAGUGUGGCGAGCACUGGUGCGUGGUGGCGUACUGGGAGGAGAAGACGCGCGUCGGCCGCCUCUAUUCGGUCCGCGAGCCAUCGCUGGACAUCUUCUAUGACCUACCUCAGGGCACGGGCUUCUGCCUGGGCCAGCUGGGCUCGGAGAGCCGCAGCGCACUCGUGCACAUGGUGCGACCCAAAAUCGGCUACGGCAUCCAGCUGAGCCGCGAGUCCGACGGCGUUUGGGUGUAUAACCGCAGCCGAUACCCCAUCUUCAUCAAAUCAGCCACGCUGGACGACCCUUCAUCACGAACGCUGCUCGUGCACAAGGUCUUCCCCGGGUUCUCCAUAAAAGCCUUUGACUACGAGAAGGCCAAGAGCCUGCAGAGACCCAACGAUCACGAGUUCAGCCAUCAGCCUCGCGCCGGAUUCACCGUUCAGAUCAGCUUCGUUAAGGGCUGGGGUCAGUGCUACACCAGACAGUUCAUCAGCAGCUGCCCCUGCUGGCUCGAACUCAUCUUCAAUAACCGAUAACCACAAGCCCCGCCCACUCCACUUCCCCUCCCCUCUUCCUCUGUCGCCAUGGACACGGACUGGCCCUGACCUCGUUUUUGGGACUAUUUGCUUUUUUUUUUUGUGACAGAGUGAGAAAAAAAAAAGUUCUCCAGAAGAUUUUACGA